AUUUCUAAGACAACUAAAUAGAAAAUUUAAUAACAUUAAGACAAUUUUAUUGCUUAACGACAAUGAUGUUGUAGUUGUAGCUGAAGAUAAUAUCCCUGACCAGCAGCCAGUUAUCCAUGAGGACAGUCGGUCAGUGGAAACUAUACUGAAAAUAACAACUGAAGACAACAUUACUAAACAACGACAACAACUAUCGAUUGUCGGACAACCAGACGAUUUGAUAACACUAGAGAUGUCCAGUGGUUCGACUAAUUGUCGUCAAAAAGCUAUUAUAUGGACAAACCGUCAGUGGUUGGCACUGAUGGCCAUUGAACAACAUCGGGAAGUAUUGCCGCUGACCGCUGACGACAUAAUGCUAUCGCGAACAUCGUUUCACUUAAUGGGUGUACGCUAUCUAUUCUAUACUAUAGUAGCAUCAGAUAGCGCACAGUUAGUCAUAGUUAGUAGUAGUCUAUCCACUGAUCAAAAAUUUCAAGCAAUACACGACUAUAGUGUGACCAUGUAUUUUGCUUUACCGACCGAACUGUGGUUUCUGGCCAAACAUUACCGUAAAUAUGAUAAACAAUAUUUGAAAUCAUUGCGUGACCUACGAGUUGGCGGCGAUUCAAUAAAUAAUGAGAUUUAUAACAAAAUCAAUCGAUUGUAUGGAUUCAAUAAAUUUAGAAAAACUUACGGUAUGUCUGAGUGUGGUUUAGUAUUUAUAGUGCCGUCCAGUGAACAGAAUAUUGCUAACCAUACGGACAGUAUUGGCAAAGUCGGUCCCGGACUGGAAGUCAAGAUUAUUGACACAAUUAGUGGCAAUAGUUUACCGGCCAAUCAAACGGGACAGAUAUGUAUACGCGGACCAACUUUAACACCAGGAUAUUAUGGUAAUCCCAGUGCUACCAAACAAUUGUUUACCACCGAUGGCUUCCUAUUGAGUGGUGAUCUCGGAUACUAUGAUGAGAACGAGUACUUCUAUUUUGUCGGUCGAUUGAAAGAUAUUAUUAUAUUUGAUGCUAAAAAUAUUUCGCCAAAAGAGCUGGAAUUGCAACUAAUGACACAUCCGUUGGUCGAUAGGGCGGCUGUUUUGGGUAUCGAUGACCAACAGUACGGACAGAUACCCCGGGCUUUUGUUACACUUAUAGCCACCGAUGCCGACGACAAUACUGAUGAUACUGAUGGGGUGAUGAAGCUUAAGGAACGGGAUAUACAACAGUAUGUCAAUGAAAGAGUCAAUGUAUAUAAACAGCUAAGGGGUGGUGUUAAAAUAAUUGAUAAAAUGCCCAUGACCAGUUUGGGCAAAAUUAGCAAGUUAAGCGGAAAAUUCAUCGAAAGAAAUCAGAUAUUGUUUUAUAAAAAUGUCGAAAGUCUGGCAAACUUGAAGACAGUGGACAUCACUAUAAACUGGCGAACAAGUCUUGGAUUGGAUAUCAUCAUCGGUGACAAUAAGUUGUAUUCAUUGCCGAAAACUAUACAAUCGCUGUCACUAAAAGUGGUCAACAAUUCUAUUAAAUUAUUUAUUAGCUUUACAGCCACUUAUGGCCAACAAAUCACUACAUUGGAUCUAUUGGUCGAUGAAUUUGAAAAUAAAAACAAAUUUCAAAAGAAACUGACCGGCGGUUUGUCACAAAUGCAACAAUUGAAACAACUGGCCAUUAGAUUGCCCGCCGAUGGUUUCGGCACCGAUCAGACCGUACGACUGUUGACAACAAUUGGCCGCCGGUGUCGACAACUGAUAGAGUUUAGCUAUUCAUUAAGCCAUUCAUCGACUACUGGCUUAAUUGACCGAAUAUUUACGGCAAUCGGUGAACAUAUGUCACCACAAUUGAGACGAUUAUCAGUGAAAUGUCUUGGAUUGAAAUAUUUGACACAAUCUCUAUGCAAGAGUAGUCGGAUAAUCGGUGAUCAGUUUUUAGGUGAUAUUCAUCGCAAUCUUCCGCGACUACAGUCUAUACAUUUGGACAAUACGUUCAUCACUGAGAAGUCGAUCCGGGCUUUGGUACAGUUGGCACAUCUCAGGGAUGUCUUUCUCCGAUGUGAUGGACAUCCACUGACAACAAGUGAAUCCUAUAUUAGACAACAUUUACUAAAUGGUACUAAAGUUAAACACUUGUAUAUUGAAUACUGGGAUUCAAUAAAUAGACUACAAGUGUUUAAAUACGGAAAAUGUCAUCAAUAA
Oppia nitens is the source of this 2161-nucleotide messenger RNA. RefSeq lists its product as uncharacterized. Bases 233 to 2161 code for a protein of 642 amino acids. Gene Ontology annotation, molecular function: CoA-ligase activity. The record is from RefSeq and is a predicted model, not a curated record. The transcript is spliced from 7 exons. NCBI's taxonomy places the organism in Eukaryota, Metazoa, Arthropoda, Arachnida, Sarcoptiformes, Oppiidae.